AUGUCUGACACUGAAGACGUGCAAGCGCCCCGGAGCCCCGUGGUAGAAGACGCCAAUCCCUCUAAUGCCACCCUGUCUCGGGACAAGGCUACUGGGAAGGUGUUCAUUCGCCCCGUCGGCUUCAAUGUGCGUUACGAAGAUGUUGAAGACCACUUCGGUCCCCUUGGUAAGAUUGCUAACAUCCAAUUGAUGAGAGGGUAUGGCUUUGUUACUUUUGAACUGCCCGAAGAUGCCGCUGCAGCCGUUGAAAAGUUGAAUGACCUGGAUUUCAUGGGUGAGCGUCUUGUGGUGGAAGCUGCGCAACCCCCUAAGGAGGACACUCGUGGCAAGUUCCGGGUGAAGGUCAAAGGUCUUCCCGAAGGUACUGCGUGGCAAGACUUCAAGGACUUUGUCAGGGAACGUACUCUGUUGGACCCCCAAUUCGUCAAGGUUUUCCGCGAUUACGACCUGAAUGAGUUUUUGGGUGCCAUCGAAUUCGCUCUGACUGAAGAUUUGGAAAGCGCCAUUCCUCAAUUGGACAAGGCCGACUUCAACGGUGCCGAAAUUAGCGCUGAGAUCGACGACUCGCCCUAUGUUCCUCCCAGAGGUGGUCGUGGUGGUCGCGGCGGGUUCAGAGGUCGUGGUGGAUUCAGAGGUGACCGUGGUGGCUACAGAGGCCGCGGUGGUUUCCGUGGUGGUCGCGGUGGCGGCGACCGUGACAGAGGUUACGACAGAGGUUACGACAGAGGCGACCGUGGUGACCGUGGCGGGUACGACCGUGGGUACGACCGUGGUGGGUAUGACCGUGGCGACCGUGGCGACCGUGGUGGCCGCGGCGGCUACCGCGACGACUAUGGUUCCAGAGACCGUUAUGACAAUGAACCCCGGGAUGGCGGCUAUGAGCGUGACCGGUCGCCCACGAGAUAUUAA
Molecule: messenger RNA, 909 nt
Organism: Diutina rugosa
Lineage: Eukaryota; Fungi; Ascomycota; Pichiomycetes; Serinales; Debaryomycetaceae
Gene: NPL3
Product: mRNA-binding protein
Exons: 1
Coding region: 1-909 (302 amino acids)
Cellular component (GO): ribonucleoprotein complex; nucleus; cytoplasm
Molecular function (GO): mRNA binding
Source: RefSeq, a predicted model, not a curated record